AUGCAGGCGCCCGGCGCAGCCCCUUCGUCCACACAUGGACACGGAAGCUCUGAAGUAAGGACAGACGGACGUGCGCCAUGCAAAAAUGAUUCUUCAGCGGGAACGUUUGCAGUCCCUGCCUCGAUUCGCACGCUGCGAAACAACUCCGCCAGCCAUUCUUCAGGGGCGGGCGCUUCAGCGCCUAGCAGUGCCAGUGGGGGCCGGGCGAACGCCUCUGCGAAACAGCAAGAAGCCCCGCCACUGACGACGCCCGCCAGCGGCAUUGACCGGAAAGCAGCUUUCGUUUACGAGCCUCCCCCGUGGGGGCUUGGUGGCGAGUUCACAGCGACAGAGGAGGCGGUUGAGCAGGCUUGCGCGCACCCCGCCUUCCCCGAUCUGAUGCUAGAGGUCAUUCGAGAAGGAGUUGUCAUCGAUCAAGUCCCCCUCAAAGGCAGAGGCUGGUGGCUGCUCGGGAGCCUGAAGGAGCACGUUGACGUUCUAUAUGAACACCCGUUCGUCUCGCGACGACAUUUAGCGCUACAGUUUGCGGCGAAGCCGCCCUUCAACUUGUACUGCAUCGACCUGCAGAGUUCGUACGGGACGAUUUGCAAUGGCGUCCCUCUGAAGCCACACGAGCCGUUCCUAGUGUACGAGGCAACCCAGGCGAAUUCUGGAACGGCUGGCGCUUCGGAGGCGUCUGCCAGCAUUCCUGAUCCCCCUGCGUGCAGCGCCGACUCUUCGGCGAACGAAGAUGAAGCGAACGCCGGAAACGCCGAGGCGAGCGAGCAGGAGUCGGUCUUCUUUGUGGGAGGUCGCGGAAAUACGCGUCGUCUUUUCGUGAUUAAAAAGAGAACUGACGAGCCCGCCAUUCCAGUCGAGGCGGCCGCAGACAAAACCACUCAACGAAACGCGUCCCAGGGUGUUGGGAAGCGCAAGCCCAGCCACUCCGUCGCCAUUGAGGAACAAAUGAAAACCGCCUCUUCGGAGUCGAAGGGCGUAGGCAGCGCGCGCGGGAAGUCUGAUGGUGGCAAAAAACUGCAGGACACACGCGAUAUGCCUAAAACUGGAAAGUUAGCCAUGUCGGCGCAGGGUAAGCCAGGAGCCACGUGCCCUCCACAACAGCAAAGCCCCGAGGGCGGAGAAAUGGACGAAGAGAAAGCACUCGCAGAGAGUCCGACAAUCCUUGAGGGCGAGAAGGGUGAAGCUUUUUUGGAGGAGUUGCAGAAGGCGAGAGAAAAGAAGAGGAAGGCGGGGGGCGCACAGCCGGUUGACGUGCCUGAAAUGAAGAACCGUAAAUUCGCCGGCAAAGAAAAGGACUCAGAGACUACCUGUUUGGACGACGAAGAUGAAGAGACACCGGAAGAACGCGAGCGAAGAGAGAGACUCGAGGCCAACACUGAAGCGAUGAUGUUUGAUGAGGACGACGAUUUCUUCGAUCGCUCUGCCGGAGCAGAGGGCGCGGCGGCGGCGCAGAAGCGGAAGAACAAGAACCAAGAACCGCUGACAGAGGCAUCACUAGAGCGGCGGAUGGCCGAAUUGAAGCGUGAGAUAGCGCGAUGCAAUGCUGAGAUGGAACGGAUUGCAAAAACUCAUAGUGAGAAGACACAACCUGGAACACAAGCCUCUCCGUCGGCGGCCGGCUCAAAGGCCAAGCCUGCCAAGGCCGCCGACAAUUUCGACGAUGGGAUGGAUUCGCUUGACGCCUUUAUGGCAGGAGUCGAGCAGUCGCUUGUCAGUCAGGAAAGGGAGAAAGUGGAAAUGAGGAUGAAGACCCUGAAGGCUGAAUUGAAAGAGACGAAACGGCUGUUGGCUCUUGCCAAAGCGUAA
This is a messenger RNA of Besnoitia besnoiti, 1806 nucleotides long. RefSeq lists its product as uncharacterized. The record is from RefSeq and is a predicted model, not a curated record. Lineage: Eukaryota; Apicomplexa; Conoidasida; Eucoccidiorida; Sarcocystidae. Gene Ontology annotation, molecular function: protein binding; mRNA binding. Bases 1 to 1806 code for a protein of 601 amino acids. The transcript has 2 exons.